AUGGACGUGGACAUGGACGUGGACAUGGAUGUGGAUGUGGACAUGGACGUGGACGUGGACAUGGACGUGGACGUGGACAUGGACGUGGACAUGGACGUGGACGUGGACAUGGACGUGGACGUGGACAUGGACGUCGACGUGGACGUGGACAUGGACGUUGACGUGGACGUGGACGUGGACGUGGACCUGGACGUGAACGUGGACGUGGACGUGGACGUGGAUGUGGACGUGGACGUGGACAUGGACGUGGACGUGGACGUGGACGUGGAAGUGGACGUGGACGUGGACCUGGACACUGACGUGGACGUGGACGUGGACGUGGACCUAGACGUGGACAUGGACGUGGACGUGGACGUGGACGUGGACAUGGACGUGGACGUGGACGUGGACGUGGACAUGGACGUGGACAUCGACAUGGACUUGGACAUGGACGUGGACGUGGACAUGGACGUGGACGUGGACAUGGACGUGGACAUGGACUUGGACGUGGACAUGGACGUGGACGUGGACAUGGACGUGGACGUGGACAUGGACGUGGACGUGGACGUGGACGUCGACAUGGACGUGGACGUGGACGUGGACGAGGACGUGGACGUGGACAUGGACGUGGACGUGGACCUGGACGUGGACACGGACGUGGACGCGGACGUGGACAUGGACGCGGACGUGGACGCGGACGUGGACAUGGACGUGGACGUGGACGCGGACGUAGACAUGGACGUGGACGUGGACGUGGACAUGGACGUAGACGUGGUCGUGGACGUGAACGUGGACGUAGACGUGGACGUGGACGUGGACGUGGACGUGGACGAGGACGUGGACGUGGACAUGGACGUGGACGUGGACCUGGACGUGGACACGGACGUGGACGCGGACGUGGACAUGGACGCGGACGUGGACGCGGACGUGGACAUGGACGUGGACGUGGACACGGACGUAGACAUGGACGUGGACGUGGACGUGGACAUGGACGUAGACAUGGUCGUGGACGUGAACGUGGACGUAGACGUGGACGUGGACGUGGACGUGGAGGUGGAGGUGGACGUGGUCGUGGACAUGGACGUGGACGUGGACGUGGACGACGUGGACGUGGACGUGGACGUGGACGUGGAAGUGGACGUGGACGUGGACGUGGACGUGGAAGUGGACGUGGAUGUGGACGUGGACGUGGAAGUGGACGUGGACGUGGACCUGGACAUGGACGUGGACGUGGACGUGGACGUGGACGUGGACCUAGACGUGGACAUGGACAUGGACGUGGACGUGGACGUGGACGUGGACAUGGACGUGGACGUGGACGUGGACGUGGACAUGGACGUGGACGUGGACAUGGACGUGGACAUGGACGUGGACGUCGACAUGGACGUGGACGUGGACGUGGAGAUGGACGUGGACGUGGACGUAGACGUGGACAUGGACGUGAUCGUGGACGUGGACGUGGACGUGGACGUGAUCGUGGACGUAGACGUGGACAUGGACGUGGACGUGGACGUGGACUUGGACGUGGACACGUGGACGUGGACACACAUGGUAAUGGACGUGGACGUGGAUGUGGACAUGGACGUGGACGUGGACGUGGACGUGGACGUGGACAUGGACGUGGACGUGGACGUGGACAUGGACGUGGACGUGGACGUGGACGUGGACAUGGACGUGGACGUGGACAUGGACGUGGACAUGGACGUGGACGUCGACAUGGACGUGGACGUGGACGUAGACGUGGACGUGGACAUGGACGUGGACGUGGACGUGGACAUGGACGUGGACGUGGACGUGGACAUGGACGUGAUCGUGGACGUGGACGUGGACGUGAUCGUUGACGUGGACGUGGACAUGGACGUGGACGAGGACGUGGACGUGGACGUGGACAUGGACGUGGACGUAGACGUGGACGUGGACGUGGACGUGGACGUGGACGUGGACUUGGACUUGGACGUGGACGUGGAUACGUUGACGUGGACGUGGACGUGGACGUGGACGAAGACAUCGUGGACGUGGACGUGGACGUGGACGUGGACGAAGACAUGGUUGUGGACGUGGACGUGGAUGUGGACAUGGACGUAG
Molecule: messenger RNA, 2064 nt
Organism: Closterium sp. NIES-65
Lineage: Eukaryota; Viridiplantae; Streptophyta; Zygnematophyceae; Desmidiales; Closteriaceae
Source: the annotation of a GenBank genome assembly